AUGCUCUUCACUCCCCACUGCCACAAGCUCUGCAGCUUGCUGGGCCAUUUACCCUCAAGGCAGAACACAAGGACAGAAAUAAAAAGAAGAUGUGAAGAUGUGAAAAGAUCUUUGCCAUAUUUUUUCACUGUCAAAAUAUUUUGGUUUAAUUUUCUAAACUUUUUGCAUUUUUGUUUUCCUUUCAUAAUUUCUUUCAAUUUUUUCUUUCUUUCUUCUUUUAUUUCUUUUUCAUUUUCAUGUCUCCUUCACUUCUUUUUUGUGUCUCCUUUCUUUCUCCUUUCACUUCCUUUUUAUUUUAUUUUAAAAUGUCCCUUCUUCCCCCCCUACUUGCUGUUUAUUUUAUUUUUUCAUGUCUCCUUUCCUUCUUAUGUCACUCCUUUCUUAUUUCCCUUUUUCCAUUUAUUUCCUUUUAAUUUUCUUUCUCUCCUUCUUUUAUAUACUUUUUUUUUUAUCUUUUUAAGCCAGAAAAGUUUUUAUCUUCUUAAUAAAAACAGAUUAGACACAGAUGGGCAAAUGGAUAAAACAUUUGAUUUCUUUCUCCAUAUCAUUUUCUUUCUUUCUUCUGAUUUUCUUUUUUCUAUGUUUUUGUCACCACUUCCAACUUUUCUUUAA
Messenger RNA from Acanthosepion pharaonis, 612 nucleotides. The record is from the annotation of a GenBank genome assembly. Lineage: Eukaryota; Metazoa; Mollusca; Cephalopoda; Sepiida; Sepiidae.